CUCUCUCUCUCUCUCCCCCCGCUUUCCUUUCCUUUCCUUUCUCCUCACUACUGCUCACUGCCUUGUGGUGGUGGUACUGCAUUUUGCUCAGAGCGUGUCCUGUUGAGUCUUUGGGAGUCUCACCGCUGAGGAAAAGGGUAAAAGUUGAAAAUAAAAAGGGAAAGACUUGCCUUCAAGCCCACACGCAGCUUGGGGUCUUGUUUCUCUUGAAGAAACAGAGCACUCUGCUUCUGAAGAUGCCACGCCCAGGCCCCAGGCCAUAUGACUGUGUUAGAAGAGCUUGGCAUAGUGACACGCACCAACCCAUCAGAGGAACCCUCAUUCAAGAAUUUUUCAGGGUUGUCAAUGAUAUACAUGGCCCUGCUACGAAGAAGAAUAAAGAGUACCAGGAGAAGCUCCCUAUUGUGGUGCUCAGGGCGGAAGAAAUUAUGUACUCCAAAGCCAAUUCUGAGGCGGAAUAUAUGGACCUUACAACACUCUUGGUGAGAGCAAAUGACGCCAUUGAUACAGUAAUUCGACGCGAUGAAAGCACCGAAACUGGAGAGCAUCUCCUGCCUUGCAUUGAAGCUGCUCUGUGUCUGGGGUGCACUCCUGUAAAAGCUUCAAGGAGUCAACGCAAUAGCCCAAGGUGUUAUCUAAGUCCCACGGUUCAAGAGCCAGUACAGAAGCCUGCAAGAGGAGUUCAUAUAGCAAAACCACAUUUUGUAUCUCCUUGCUCAAAUUUUGUGAAAUCUACGCGUCUGGGUUCUGAAUAUCCAAGGUUGGCUUUCCGGAAUAAUGGUCCCAUUCCUUCCUCUAACACAUCGGCCUUUGUAUCUGACCAUUUCCCUUCAACUAGUAAAAAGCAGUGCUUGGAAUAUCAACCAUUGUCAAACUUGUUUUCAGUUUACCCCUUGUAUUAUGGGAAUCAUCUCCCAGUUGAUGAAUCCCAUCAUGGUUCUACAAUCUUGCAUAAAUCCGUUUCUAACACUUCCGGACCAGCUAUUGUAGGUGGUGUGGGAAAUCACUUGGCCUCCAACGUCACAGCUUCGAAUCAGAAACCUCAGUCGCUCAAAAGGGGUGAUCCUGAUCAGAACCAACCCACAAUGGGGGGAUGUGAUCUGUCUCUCCGGUUAGGUCCUCUCUCGAGUGUUGAAGAAAGGAAUAAGCUCAGCGGUGAACUUGCCCAAACGAUAAAAAAUUCUCUUCCUUUGUGUGGGACAGACCAACAGUUCAGAAACGCAAGGCAAAUUUCAUUUGUUUGAAGCCUUAGAAAUCAGGUGUGAGAAAAGUUGAGGUUUCUCUCUAGAUUAGCGUUUGCGUUACUAUGCCUCUUGAAAUGGCAGUCCAAUUAUGUAACUUUGAGGAUUGUCACGGCUAUGUUUCAGAACACUCCUAAGUUAAUGUAAAUUUUUGGGGGGAUUUCGGGGUGUUUCUGCAAUGAAGUUAAAUUUGUUAUGUCGCAA
This is a messenger RNA of Neltuma alba, 1445 nucleotides long. RefSeq lists its product as uncharacterized. Gene Ontology annotation, biological process: regulation of DNA-templated transcription. Lineage: Eukaryota; Viridiplantae; Streptophyta; Magnoliopsida; Fabales; Fabaceae. The coding region runs from base 237 to 1244 and encodes 335 amino acids. The record is from RefSeq and is a predicted model, not a curated record. The transcript has 4 exons. Gene Ontology annotation, molecular function: transcription coregulator activity.